GCUAUAACAAAGAGUGGCGCUGCGAUCGCAGCCAGUUUGACAGUUCAACCAAGUACUCAUGAGUCUGGGACAAUCUGCGAUUAGUAUCUUGCGAACUAUUGCAACGGUUGGUUGUGCGUAUUCUACGCGAGGCUACCUAGCCUUCUUGACAGUCUUAUACUUAACUCGGAGAGAAACCGUUCGAAUUCCAAGUAUUCUCUUUUCUAUCUAUUUCGCUUCCAGCUUGUUAUCGACAUUUCUUUAUUCUUCCAUUCUGGUCCCUCUGCGAGUUUCUCAUUCGCCAAUCUACUAAAUCGAAAUAUGCUCACGAUACAAUAAUGCUGUUUGUAAAAAAACAUGCAACUCAUAAGCCUCUUUGUACGGUACUAUAAUUAAUCUACUGGAACGUACAUACCUACUGCCUCGUAUAUCAAGAAAAUGCCUACACAACUCAGUAAAUUUUCUAUCCCUGCGAGCUGUAAAGAUUAUGUUCAUCCUUGGACAGAUUCGUGCGUCAGUGCUACAGCAGGAUUGGGUUUACACGCGCUUCAAGAAUCCCUCAGGAUUUAUUCCACUGUUUACUUCAUCACUCUGUUGAUGAGAGGAAAGCUGCCUUCGAAAAAUGAUAUUAAACGUACGCUAUAUGGCAUUCUCCAGUCUACCGCCUUUCUGUCUUGGAGUGCUUUUGCAUAUUCCAUGUUUCUAUGUUCUCUUAGAGGAACGCUGGGGAAUUUCAACAUACUGACCGUUUCCUUCUUUCCGUCCUUUUUAUCCAGUUUAUCUGCCAUUGUGAUAGAGCGGCCCUCGAGGCGAACGCUCCUGUGCCUCUACGUCUCAAAUAUUGCUACAGAAACAUUGUUUCGAAUGGGGGUAUGGAGGGGAUACUUUUCGACUCUUCCACGUGGUGAAGUUUAUAUAUUUGCCGCAAGCAUAACUAUCCUAUUGUAUAUGUUUCGCGGUCAAGUCAGUAAGCAGGAUUCGAUAUUUAAAAUAAUAAGGUUUGUCAUUGGAAAGUAUGAGGAACCAGGCAAUGAGGACAGGAGUGAUAAAGUAUUGUCAGAUGUAACAGAACCCGUGGCUGGUACCUCGAGAGACAGUUAUGUCAAGGAGAAUGAACGUAGUUCCAUAAGGAAAUCGAAAAAUCCUAUAUUCAAUGCCGUCUGGGAAUCAUUCAAAGUGUAUAAAGAGAUAAUCGAUCGAUUAAAGUCAUUCCGCAGUCACUCGUCUUGUCCGCAUCCUUAUAGUUGCGCUCAUUAUAUCUUAACGGGUACUGUUAAGUUGUUUGGAUGCGGUUUGGGCGCCCAAAUGGCCUUGAAGCUAGUUCUCAAAGUAAAACAAUUACUGAGGAGGCCAAAACUAAUUAAAAGUCUCAUUUUACGUAAGGACAAUUUGUACCUAGCUAGUUUCCUGGGUGGAUUCGCUGGACUCUACAGGUUAGCGUCUUGUUCUCUGAGGAGGGCGUUCAAUGAGGACUCGAGAUAUUACGCCAUUCCUGCUGGACUUUUGGCAAGCGUAGCCUUUUCCAUGUAUCCCGACAAUACAGUGGCAUUGUACGUUAUGUGGAAAGCGUUGCAGUUGCUGUGGAAUAGCGGUGUAGAAAAUGGAAAGCUGCCGGAAGUCAAGUGGUUUGUUAUUCUCUUGUACUGCUUCAGUACGGCCGUACUUUUCCACGCUGCUAUUAUAGAGCCUCAAAAUUUAAGAUCCUCUUACUGGAAGUUUCUCUGUAAUUUAUCCGGAGGCCGGAUUGCUGCAAUGGCGAGGACACCACUUGAUGGUUUUGGACUGGGCACUAGUGCGGCUCUUCAAGAAGUACUGAGAAAGACUCGUACUACUGAUCAACAUAAAUAUUCCUUUUAGCGUUACUAUAUUAUACUCCUCUGUGGAGUUUUUUGUACGUUUUUGGGCACUGCACAACAGUGUGCAAACAAAAUGAGAUAUGUUCUCGAAGAGUCUUUCAUUAGGUGUUGGAUUUCAGAUAGCGUUUCUACUAGGAAGCAAAUGGUACAUGGUUAGGUUUCUAAAUGCAUAAUCAUAACGAACGGAAGUGAAGGAACUCUUUCUCUCUAUUUUGCUCUCUUCCAUGCACACACACACACGCGCGCGCGCGCGCACAUACGCGGCUCUAAACAUAUCGGAUGAACGAAAAUUACAAAUUCAAUGCAAAAAGGGAUAAAGCAAACAAUCAAAAUAUCAUCGUGCCUAUAUGAACCUGUAAGGUAAACAUUGUUGAACAACUAUAGUAUCAUUCUGAUUGGUAUUGACAGGAGACUAGUUCCUAGGAUUUUAUAAUAAUGCUUAUUAUUCCAAUAAGACGAUUAUUUAGUACGAGAUACGUCCGUUAUUUUAUGAGUUGGUUAUUGGCACCACCCGUGUGUAGUCAUCGUCUGAAUAAAAGAAGAAAAAAAAAACCAAAGAAUCGAACAGCUCGUAUAUAUCGAAUCGGUUGAAUAUUAUUUACUGUUGCGAUGCAUUACGGAUUAGACAAAUGAAUAUUAUUGUUGUCUUUAGUUUUUUCAUAUUUCUACGUAUCAAUGCUGUUCGCAUUAAUUUACUCGGGAUUCGCGUAUUUUACGAUUUUCUUUUAAUUGUUAAUUCGAUACGUACGUUACGUAAGCUUUUUAGAAUCUAUUGUGAGUACUGCACGUCCACCACUAGUGUCUUGCCAGAAAAUGGUCAGUAAAGCAAACAAUAAUAAUGUGUAUUUUUUUACCCAAAGUAGCGACGUGCCUUUUGUUCGCCUAAAAAAUCACUACUAUAGGUAAUCUAAUAUACGUGCUGCCAUUUUAUUGCAUGUACGAUUGUUUUUUCCAUUCUUAACGUAGGUUUAAGGCUAAAUAAAAUAUUCCUGUGAUUAUUAUA
Molecule: messenger RNA, 2838 nt
Organism: Cephus cinctus (wheat stem sawfly)
Lineage: Eukaryota; Metazoa; Arthropoda; Insecta; Hymenoptera; Cephidae
Product: transmembrane protein 135
Exons: 9
Coding region: 418-1836 (472 amino acids)
Source: RefSeq, a predicted model, not a curated record